Molecule: messenger RNA, 1293 nt
Organism: Daucus carota subsp. sativus
Lineage: Eukaryota; Viridiplantae; Streptophyta; Magnoliopsida; Apiales; Apiaceae
Product: PI-PLC X domain-containing protein At5g67130-like
Exons: 6
Coding region: 328-660 (110 amino acids)
Biological process (GO): lipid metabolic process
Molecular function (GO): phosphoric diester hydrolase activity
Source: RefSeq, a predicted model, not a curated record
GCUUCUUUUUGAGUUGCACACUCUUCUUCACCUCUAAUUCUAAUCCCACACGUUCAUUUCCUUAGCCAAAAGAGCUAGGGAAACAAAGAUCCUCCAGCUCCAAGUUAGUUUAAAGAUGGGUUUUGUGAGAGUUUCAUGGUUGGUUCUGCUUUCACUUUCCUUGACUUUAAACAUGGCUACAUGCAGCAAGCUGCUUGAGAAAUGCUCAGAAGAUAGUGAUUGUGAUGCUGGACUGUAUUGUUUCUCUUGUCCUCAAGGCUUCCGUGGCAAGAAAUGUGUGAGAUCUUCUCCUACUAACCCCUUCAAACUCCUGAUGGAGAUGAUGGGAUGAAAAAAGGAAGCUGCUCAAACCGAGAGGAGUCCUCGUCACUUAAUGACAAGAGCAAAUCACUGGUUCUGGUUAAUUACUUUAGGUCUGUAUCAGUCAAACUAUUAGCAUGUGGGCAGAACUCUAAAAACUUGAUUGACAUGCUUCAAACUUGUUAUGGUGCUGCUGGAAAUCGAUGGGCCAACUUUGUUACAGUUGAUUAUUACAAGAGAAGUGAAGGAGGAGGAGCAUUUCAAGCUGUAGACAGACUGAAUGGGGAACUACUAUGUGGCUGCAAUAGUGUGCAGGCUUGCAAGGAUGGAUCAAGUACAUGUACCCGCAGAGGAGGGUGAUGCUACGACACUACUUUGUUAUAAAGGCUUCAAAAAUAUUUGCAGCCCAUACUUUGAAAUGCAACCCCUUUCCAGGCUUAACUUCCUUAUAGAUUUGAGAUUCUGCACUAAAACUUCUGCUGUUUGCCAAUUCAAGUCAAGCCAGCCUAGAUUUAUGUAGCCAAGAUUUUUACAAUUUUUUCCAAUUUCUUCGACAAUUCUAGGGAGAUGCAAAUGUGGUGGUAUAUUGACUAGUGGUGCAUAACACAUUGUCUCGAUGCCCCUCCAGCAUCGCAUGGCUCUCGACAUCCCUUUACCUGUAAUGUGUUGCGCGCAAGGGAGAUAAAGAAAUUUGAGUUUUGGACACCUGCAAAUAUGUUGAGGUGAGCAAUACAGACUUCAGGAAUCAUCAAUCAGGAGGUACUUGUAUUUGUAAUGCUUAUGAUAACAGUAAAGAGUUCCCAGAAAUAAUGUCAUGCUGAAAAUUUUUCAGUUGCAGUAGCCAGUAGGUAGCCUGGCUGAGACGCAUGCAGUUAGCAGGGUUAUAUAAUGUAAACAAACCAUAGUAAAAUGGUUUGCAAAUAUUUGAAUAGACCACUGAAAAAGCUGAGAUUAAGAAAAUUAAAUGUUUGAAAAGACCAUCGGAUGUUUUAU